This is a messenger RNA of Cladocopium goreaui, 1854 nucleotides long. NCBI's taxonomy places the organism in Eukaryota, Dinophyceae, Suessiales, Symbiodiniaceae. The record is from the annotation of a GenBank genome assembly.
AUGGACGCUGCACGCUUUUGGUUCAAAGAGAACUACGUUUGCAGUUCUUUGGGCACCUUGGUGAUGAGAGAACGAAGCUACGUGCGGGUCACCGGCCUCCGAGGCCGUUCUGAGCUCAACGGACGCUAUGGAAAGCUGCUGCAGUGGAUUCAGAAAAAAAUAAACGCUGGGAGGUGCAGUUGGAAUGCGAAGACGGGAGCCAAGUGCAAGGCACUUUGUCUGUCAAAGGGCUGCCCUGAAUUUCAAACAACCUACAUGUCAAGGUUAUUGCCUUGCAAACUGCAUGGGGCGGUGUCAGCCCCAUGCUUCCCACAGGAAUUUUGUGACAAGAUGAAAUCACGGCCACAAAGUCUUUCUCGGGAGAGUGCGCUGGAGUUCCUGCUAAAUUGGCUACUUGCAGCAACGGAGCUGCGAUGGCAACGUACGUUGAGUGGCCAGCACAGCCUUCAAACAAGCAAGAACUCCUUUGAUAGCUUGGAGCUUGGGGAUCUACUACCUCAACAUUUCAAGCAACAUGACGUUCACAACUUCCGCACCAACUUCAGCAACUCCAACUCAACACAUGCUGGGAUCGGGUUCAAUGAUUUGCGUUUGUUGCCUGAUGCCCGAAUAGAGAAGGGGGCUUCUGGCAUUCGCUUCACUGGGAUUCAUUUGAACGACUUCUCAGUGACCAAGGCAUUGGUCAUUGCGGCUAUGCUCAUGGACAAGAUCAUAUCAGCGAACCACAUUUUGCAGGUGUGGUAUUCAUCCACUUGGUCCAAGGGGACCUUUUCAUCCUUCAAGAAGACCAUGUUGGCCAUGGAACCCCCCAUCUUAAGGGCUGGCAUGAAGCAGUUUUUGGAGUUUUGGAAGAGUGCAGAGGCGCCAGACCUUGCGAGCUGCCGGCAACAGUGGUUGCAGCACUUUGUCAGUGACGAACGCAACAUUUCGUCACAGGAGAAGUGUGCGAUGAGAGCUUGGAAAAGCCUGAAGUUGGUAGAUGUUGGUAGCAUGACCAUGUGGGCAUUGCCUCCUGGCUACUCCCUUCCCCUGCACAACGCAGACUCCAUUUUUGCCACCAUGAACUUGGAGGACUAUCUACCAGUGCCUGCAGAUGAAGCUGACAUGGUCCAACUUUUUGUCCACAAUGUUUUGAAGAAGCUGAACCACAUCCGCAAAUUGCUUUUGGAUGCAGGCUUCAGGUUGACAUUUGGCAAGAGGAGGUGUUCUGCUCAAGACGGCUCUACCGUGCACUACGUGUAUUCCAUGGAGUGGGUAAAGGACGUCUAUGGUGUUGGCUUAUCAGAUUGGUGCAGAGGGGGCCAAGCCGUCAGGGCAUCUAUGCUGACCGAGCUGGAGACAGGGAAGGCCUUGCAGGAAUUUGCGAAGGAAGCAAAGCUCAACAGCUUGCUGAGAUUGCCAGGCUUGGGCUGCCCCAGCAGGAUGUGGAUGUACACCACAGCAAUGCAUCUACACCAUUCUUGGGUUGCAAGGUUUGCAAGCAUGAGUGCUGCAGUGGGUGCUGUGACCCUGCAGUCCUUGGGUAUGAGCUUGCCCUUCAUGAUGCAUAGGCGCUUUCCAACAAAUAUCUACUUGAAGUGGAGCUAUUCAGGUGAGUUUGCAGUCCCAGAGAUCAGCCAGGCCAUGAAACGUUACAAUGCAACCCUUGGUGAUGUAGCUCGAAGGCUACUUCAGACCAAGCCUCUGCAUUCUGCUGCCGCAUCGGAGGCACUUAAAGUCGGUGACACAGUGCUUUGGGAGGACUUCGCCAAUCGCAAAUUGGAGGAUGAUCCUGACAACAAGCGAUUUCUGGUGCCCAUCAGAAGUGUCAAGGCAAAGGCGCAAUUGCUGCAGCCAAACGUGGACUGGGAAUAA